GAGAGAGAGGAAAAGCUUCGAUGUAAAAAGAUAAAGAGCUUAUUUAAAACGACAAACUGGCCAACAUAAAGUGAUACGAAGAAAUUUGAGUUAUAUUAUUGAAUAUCAAAGGGAGUGAAAGAGAAAAAUGAGAAGAGAUGAGUAAAUUUGAAGUAUGAUAGAAUAGGCAGAAUCAAAGUAGCAAUGAUGUCAAGAACAAGCGCAGCAUCGUCCUUCUUAGGUCGAUGACAUGGAUCCAGGCGUUGUGCUGUUAUCUCUGUUACUGUAUCGACAUACAGCCGGUAUUAGAAAACAAUAGCAACGACGAUAAUUAAAAAGUUGUAGUAGUGCACAAUAAAAGGCGAUUAAGAAUUAGAUCUCAUAAUGCCGCGUUGUCUCAUGGCCAAAAAGUGGAAAGCUUAUCCAUGGCCUGAAAGAGCUGAGGAAAGUGGUGAGUCUGAACAACAGAGUAGCAAUGAACUUAUCUCACAAAAUCGAGAUUUCAUUUUCAUCGACACGAAGCGUACACGAGACGAAUUUCAUGAAGGACAACAACAAGUGAUUGCUCUGCAAACUGAUGAUGAAGAAAUUGAUGUCGUAGGCGAUGUCGAUAUGAAUAGAUAUAGCAAUGGAGAUGUUGAACAAAUUAGCAUUGAGAACCAGACCUGCUGGGGUCCUCAUAGUCCCACGGCUGGCGCGACGGCUCCAAGCCCUCCACCACUAAAUGCUUCAGGAGCUCUUUACUAUAAUGGAUAUACGCAUGAAGCCUGGAUAAAUCACGAAGAACCGCCAAAAUAUGCCACCUUACGCUCAGCUGCUGAAUUAGCAAGACCAAGAGUUUUUUCUCCAACGUCAUCACAUCAUAAUAUUCAUGUACUUCAAGAACAAUCAGAGAAUUCAAAUCGUGCAAUAUUAUCCUCACUGCAACAAAGUCAUCAUCAUCAACAACAACUAAUUCACCAAAAUACUACAAUUUCUAGUUCAAUAACUCUUCCUCCACGUAAAAGUCUCUCUAUGUGUUUUACCAGUACAGGAACAGCUUUAUCUUUGCCUCCAAAAAAAAAAGAUAUUUAUCGACCAUACAGUCUCCAACCACAUGAAAUCCGCUCUUCUGCUGAAGAAGAUCUUUCUGCUGCACAAGCUAUUCUUGAUUUAAGUGCUUCUCCAGCAGCUCCUACACAUUCUAUCUUUAUACAUAGACUCUCACCUUCUUCACCUUCUUCUUCGCAGCUAAGUACAUUACAUCAGUCACAAUUACCUGUUUCCAUUCCAGUUUCUGUCUUAGUACCAAUUCCAAUUUGUCAAAAUCUUCAACAACAGCCAUUAAAAAGUGAAAAGACAUCAGAGCCUCAAUUAUCUACUAUUGUGGAGGCUAAUAUUAAUAAUGUUAAUAAUGACGCUACUAUCAAUAUUUUUAGUCCUACCAAUAAUUCUAACAGUUCUAAUAAAACCGUUGCAUAUACUUAUGAAGCUUUUUUUGUCUCUGAUGGUCGAUCCAAACGACGUACCAGUAACUCUUCUGUACCUGAUAAGGAAUCGGUUACUCAAGUAGAUCGACCGAAAUUUACUUGUACAGAAUGCGGGAAACGGUAUGCUACAUCUUCAAAUCUUUCACGGCAUAAGCAGACUCAUCGUAGUCUUGACUCGCAAUCUGCAAAAAAGUGUAUUCAUUGUGGCAAGGCAUAUGUAAGCAUGCCAGCUCUCGCUAUGCAUGUGCUUACUCAUAAGCUCGCCCACAGUUGUGGUGUUUGUGGUAAAAUGUUUUCAAGACCGUGGCUGUUGCAAGGCCAUCUUCGUAGCCAUACUGGAGAAAAACCAUAUGGUUGUGCUCACUGUGGUAAAGCUUUUGCUGAUAGAUCAAACUUGCGUGCUCACAUGCAGACUCAUUCAGCGGACAAGAAUUACGAAUGUUCGCGUUGUCAUAAAACUUUUGCACUUAAAUCUUACUUGAAUAAGCAUCUAGAGUCAGCUUGUUUACGAGAAGAUGAGAUUCAGAAUUCUGGUAUACUAAAUGGAGCUCAACACCAUCAGUUACAGACCAACCGUGGAUUGUAGCAGUCCUAUCAACUAGCAAUGAAUAAUGCCAACUUUCACGAUCUUCCUAAGAAUGCAGAAUCAAGAAUGAGCUAGCGGAUA
Messenger RNA from Ceratosolen solmsi marchali, 2115 nucleotides. It is a transcript of the gene scrt, whose product is annotated as scratch. Lineage: Eukaryota; Metazoa; Arthropoda; Insecta; Hymenoptera; Agaonidae. Gene Ontology annotation, molecular function: RNA polymerase II cis-regulatory region sequence-specific DNA binding; DNA-binding transcription factor activity, RNA polymerase II-specific. Gene Ontology annotation, biological process: regulation of DNA-templated transcription. The record is from RefSeq and is a predicted model, not a curated record. The transcript has 2 exons. Bases 364 to 2034 code for a protein of 556 amino acids.